AAGCUUUCAGUUCCAACCACGUUAGUUGGCUUUUGGUUACUUUUUUUUUUUCCUAUUAAAAAUUUGUUACAAGAAAUGAACUCUGAAUUCACCAAAAACUAGUGUUGCACUCAUAAAAAUAAUUUUGCCAUGUUAGAAGACACGUUUUGGGAAGAAGACAUCUGGGAAUAUAAAUCUAAAAGAAAACCCAAACCAGUACAUCCAAAUAAUUGUUCUGAAAAUAUUUCAGACUCUGUUGAAAAAGUAACAGAUGGGAACUACCCAUCAAAAAGAAAAAGAAACACAAAAAGAACUUCAGAAAAGCCAGGCGAGACAAAGGACCACAAAGUGUGCCUUGCAGAAACGGACAGUCAGAUAUCUGCAGGUUCCAGUCAGAAUUCGAGCUGUAAUGAUGAGAUUCAGCAGACUCAAAGCCAAGAAACAACACCAAAAAAGCAGUGUAGAACUCACAGAGGCAAGCAGGUGACCCCAAAGGUGCGCCCAGUGUAUGAUGGAUACUGCCCAAGCUGUCAGAUGCCCUUCUCCUCACUGCUAGGUCAGACGCCCCGGUGGCAUGUUUUUGAGUGUUUGGAGUCUCCACCGAUCUCUAACACAGAGUGUCCAGAGGGUUUGCUGUGUACCUCCACAAUUCCUUCUCAUUAUAAGAAAUACACUCACGUCCUGCUUGCGCAAAGCCGGGAUAGCAAGGAGAGUCUCAGCAGCCCCUCGCACGCAUUGGCUGGGCGGUUUGCUGCAGCGACACCAGAUUCUCCUUAUAACCUUGAGGAAAGACGGUCUGUGCUUCUGAAAACUGGGAACUCAAGAAAAGUGUUAGAAGAUUCUUUGUUGAUGAUACAGUGUCUAAAAACAUCUCUGCCUCCAGCUGAAACCAACAGGAAGAGCGUCUCUUCUCCGUGUUCUCAAAUGUCUCUAGUUCCACAGCCUGCAGAGUUUGUUAAGAGAGACCAGCUGGUGGGAGGUGGACCGCCUCUUGCUGAGGUUGUAUUCAAUAGCCAAAGCGAGUCAGGGAGUACGGGUUUGCCAUUGCCAGAAAAUGACGGUGGCGGCUGUGAGAUCUCUUAUUCUCCGCUGCACAGUGACGAAGAGACUUAUGACAUAGACCAAGAGCUGGACGAUUCACAGCAGGAACUAUUUUUUACCCAAAGCUCUAAAGACAGCAGCCUAGAAGAGGAAGGCUCUGCCAUUUUUGAAGACUUUCAUGGUCCCUCCGCAAAGGAAGCAGAGGGGAUCUGGCCCACAGCGAAGAGCCUGGUUGCUCGGGCUAGGUGUAGUUCGUUGAGUGAAGGCAGUACACUAAAUGACUCUUUUCUUAUCUCCCAAACCCCGAGCAGGUUUUCCCGAGAGGAUCUAUCACACACAGAUGCAGCCUUCCUCUUCCUCUCACCUGCGUUGGCAGUGGGAGGUUCUGUUUCUAAUUAUCAGACCACUAAGGGCAAGCCUGAUGAGCCAGAAAAAUUCCACUCACUUGCAUCAAGUUAUCAGCCACAGAAAAUUGAAACGUCAGCUGUUGGCAAUCAGACUUCUCUGCCGUUACUUACAAGUGCCAUGUCAAAGCCACGGGACAAGGAGGGAGGCGAGCGUCUGCCUCUGCAUCCAGCCCUAAGUCAGACUAGAGGAUUACAGAGUAAGGGCUUGGGUGCUCCAGGUGCUAACUGUGCCUGCAGGAACGCACAGAAGCCCGCUAGCACACCUCUUGACAAGCCCUUGGGCACAUCGCCUUCCAGUGCCAAGUGCAGCCCAAGCCAACCUUCUAAGAGAGUCAUGAAGCAAAUGGAUAUAGGUGUGUUUUUUGGACUACCACCCAAAAGACAAGAGACACCACGGAGGGGAAGUGCAUCAGAAGGGCCAAAUGUCAGUCCAGUUGUGAGCCCCAAUGAAAAGAGGCCCCGGUUGAGUAAGAGGAAAGCACAGAGUUCUCUGAGUGACUUAGAAUUCGAUUCAAAGAAUUCAAGUGAGAGUCAGCUCUCUGUGGAACUGUCUGGAGAGAGGACCCAACAUCGAAGAAAGAGACAUAAAAAGUCAAAUUCACCCCGGGAAGGAACAUACCAGCGCAGGUCAGGUCACCUCAGUAACAAUCCAGAGUUGGGAACAGUCAGCUUGAGCAAAGGCAAAGCCUUUGUAAGACGGACUCACGGCAGGACGCAGAGAGGGAACUCAAACGCUUCAGAGUCCUCUGGUGCAGGGAAGUGGAGAAGAACGUGUCCGUUCUAUAAGAGAAUCCCUGGGACUGGCUUCACUGUGGACGCUUUUCAGUACGGUGAGGUCGAAGGCUGCACGGCCUACUUCCUCACACAUUUCCAUUCUGAUCAUUAUGCUGGGUUGUCGAAGGACUUCACCCGGCCGGUCUAUUGUAGUGAGAUAACUGGCAAUUUGUUGAAGAAGAAGCUUCGUGUACAAGAACAGUACAUCCAUCAGUUGCCGAUGGACACAGAAUGUAUAGUGGAUGGUGUCAAGGUUGUUUUGCUGGAUGCCAAUCACUGUCCAGGUGCUACCAUGAUCCUUUUCCAGCUUCCCAACGGUGCUGUCAUACUGCACACUGGAGACUUCCGAGCAGACCCCAGCAUGGAGCGCUCUCUCCUGGCGGGCCGCAAAGUCCAUACCCUGUUCCUAGACACCACAUACUGCAGCCCAGAAUACACCUUCCCAUCUCAGCAGGAGGUUAUCCAGUUUGCCAUCAACACUGCCUUUGAGGCUGUAACUCUAAACCCGCGAGCUCUUGUUGUCUGCGGCACCUACUCUAUUGGAAAGGAGAAAGUCUUCCUAGCCAUUGCUGAUGUUUUAGGUUCAAAGGUGGGCAUGUCCCAAGAAAAAUAUAAAACUUUGCAGUGCCUCAAUAUUCCAGAAGUCAGUUCCCUCAUAACCACAGACAUGUGCAGCUCUUUGGUUCACCUCCUCCCAAUGAUGCAGAUUAAUUUUAAGGGUUUGCAGAACCAUUUGAAGAAGUGUGGUGGGAAAUAUGAUCAGAUUCUGGCGUUCCGGCCCACAGGAUGGACACACUCUAACAACAUAACUAGCAUAGCAGAUAUUACUCCCCAGACAAAAGGGAAUAUAUCAAUAUAUGGAAUCCCCUACAGCGAACACAGCAGCUACUUAGAAAUGAAACGUUUUGUCCAGUGGCUGAAGCCACAGAAAAUCAUACCCACUGUCAACGUUGGCAGCUUCCAGUCUAGGAACACGAUGGAGAGAUACUUCAAAGAGUGGAGAUCAGAAGCGGGAUACUGAUGCUGUCACAGACAUCAGCUGGGUUCCAUACGGGCAGGCGGCGAUGAUGAAAUCUAAGCUGACGUGAGGUAUGGUCCAUGAGAAGAGUCUCAGGACUGUGUUCCUCAUUCGAUUUGAACAAUGAUAUACCCAAGGUGCUGGGUACCUCUCAGAACCCCCAGUUCUGAGAGUGGCUCUUCCCAGGCCCCUUCAUUCUUAAUGUCUUCCCCAUGGAGGCAACAGUCAUCUGCAGCAAACAUGGACAUCAGACACAGAGCAUUACCUAUGUAAUUAUGAAAUAAAACUUUUAUAUGAUAUGUAUUCUUAAAUAAAAGUUAAUUGUAGAACUUACCGUA
This is a messenger RNA of Grammomys surdaster, 3557 nucleotides long. It is a transcript of the gene Dclre1a, whose product is annotated as DNA cross-link repair 1A. Gene Ontology annotation, molecular function: 5'-3' DNA exonuclease activity; damaged DNA binding. Gene Ontology annotation, biological process: interstrand cross-link repair; protection from non-homologous end joining at telomere; double-strand break repair via nonhomologous end joining. The coding region runs from base 130 to 3222 and encodes 1030 amino acids. Lineage: Eukaryota; Metazoa; Chordata; Mammalia; Rodentia; Muridae. The record is from RefSeq and is a predicted model, not a curated record. The transcript is spliced from 9 exons.